This is a messenger RNA of Pterocles gutturalis (yellow-throated sandgrouse), 676 nucleotides long. It is a transcript of the gene MED22, whose product is annotated as mediator complex subunit 22. Lineage: Eukaryota; Metazoa; Chordata; Aves; Pterocliformes; Pteroclidae. Gene Ontology annotation, biological process: regulation of transcription by RNA polymerase II. The transcript is spliced from 3 exons. Gene Ontology annotation, molecular function: transcription coregulator activity. The annotation marks the transcript as partial. Gene Ontology annotation, cellular component: mediator complex. The record is from RefSeq and is a predicted model, not a curated record.
AUUGAAGAUGAAACUCAAGUUUCUCGAGCAACGCAGGGUGAACAAGAUAACUAUGAGAUGCAUGUCAGAGCUGCAAACAUUGUCCGAGCUGGCGAGUCCCUGAUGAAACUUGUGUCUGACCUGAAGCAGUUCUUGAUCCUCAAUGAUUUCCCCUCUGUGAAUGAAGCUAUCAACCAGCGCAACCAGCAGCUGAGAAGCUUGCAGGAGGAAUGUGACAAGAAGUUGAUUGCACUACGGGAUGAGAUCUCCAUUGACCUGUACGAGCUAGAAGAAGAAUAUUACUCUUCCAGCUACAGUCUGUGUGACAGCAAUGAUCUUCCGCUGUGUGAAGCCUACUGGAGACAAGACUUUGCCACACUGUCCCCCGAAAGCCUCUCCAUGCCUCUGGCAGCUGCCACAGCAGAGCAGAGCGCUGCUACCUCCCAGAGCUCAACCCCAUCGCAUCCUCACGUGAACGGGCACGGGGCAGGCCCCGCGGAGCACUCCUGAAGAGGAUCCUCUGCUGCUGAAUGUCUGGCGGCACCGCGCUGCUGGAAGUCUUCCACCUGCUGUACUGAGCAAACGUCUCCUGCUGUGAGGAGAACGCGCUGGAGCUGUACUUGCAGAUUUUCUGCUCACUGGACAGCCAGAGUGCUCUCUCCACCCCUGGGACUUUGCCAUGAGUGUUAGUCUCCCU